Molecule: messenger RNA, 896 nt
Organism: Coffea arabica (coffee)
Lineage: Eukaryota; Viridiplantae; Streptophyta; Magnoliopsida; Gentianales; Rubiaceae
Source: RefSeq, a predicted model, not a curated record
AGAACCUGCAUUUAUUGCUCCACUUCCUUCACUAUACAUAUAUAACUUGGAGUUGCAACAUGGAAAUCCCAUAUAUCAAAUUAAAGUUUGCAUCCGAUAAACCUACUCCUCCUCUGUCUGAUAAACCUUCAAAAUAUUGCAUCUCUGAUAAUAUGUCUCUAUUCCUUCUUCUUCUUCUUCUUCUUUGUCUUUCUCUGCAUGCAUGCGGUGCCAGACCUUUUGGAGUUGUUGAUAUAGAAAGAAUUGUUACAGGGCUUCAGCUUCCUCACAAGAAUAUUGAGCCUUCGAGAGCUGAAGGUCUAAAAGUCCAAGAACCAUCGGGGGCUAGAAUUGACAAAAGACUGAGUCUACCCGAUUGGGGUGGUGCAAACACAAUCCAGGAGAAGAAUUCUCAGACAGUAGGGAAAGAAAAUGAAGAUGAUAAAGGAUAUAGUGUUCUGCUACCAUCACCUCAAAAGGAUCUCCAUGAGACAUCAGAAUUGGAGGAUCAGGAGAGGAGAGCUCGAUCGAUAAUGGAAUCACCAACAGCCAAAGCAGAGGAGACUGUGGAUUCUAUGGAAAAUGACAAGGGGGAGGACAUAGUGGUCAUGGAUUAUGCACAGCCCCAUCGCAAACCACCCAUCCAUAACAGAAGACCCUAAAACAAAAUCAAUCUCUCUUCACUCAAUAAUUUUCUUCUGUUUUGACCUUUCUUAUUUUUCUUAUUCCCUCUCCUCGGGGAUAAAAUAUGUCGGUUGCACCCGAGGAAAAGUGGAGUAACGUAGCCUUAGAAGCCUCUCAUGGUUUUUAUGAAUUAUUUGCUGUAUAACCUACGAAUAUGGGUAUAGCAAUCCACAGGUAGUUUCGGAAAACGUCAACUCAAAUAUUAUUUUAGUUUAUAUCUAUGAGUCACUACA